GUUGGGGGACAUUUACUGGUUUUUAGGAUUAAAAACAAAAGGACAGAGUAAAGGAUUAAAAGUCCAGGCAGAGAGCCAGAGGCAGCAGCGGGGGCCCCGAGGUUCAAGGGUGGCAACUGCAUUUCAUCUGCACUGGAAAAGGAUGAUGAGACCCAAAGGUGCAGAGGAUGACGGAGCGGCCCUCUUCUGUUUUUGAGUAGAAGGAGGAGGAGAAGCUCAGGCUGCGGACGCGCAGAAUGCCUCAGUUUGGUUAAUGGGAGCACUGGGAGAGGACGCAGCGCCCCGCGGAUCUGGAGCCCCCGACUCAGACAGGUGGGGAUAGAGGGAACUGGAUUCAUGCACUGACCUCCCACUCUGCCCCCUAAAUGACUCACUAAAAUGCAGCUUAACCAGUGAUCAAGCUGAGAGGGGCCUUGAUCACGCACUUGGACUCCAGGCCUGCCCGUCUGACAAAAGCCCAGCAGCUGGAGACGACAUCAAGGAGCAUGAGUGUGGGAAGAAUCAACCGCUACAGCAUUGUUUCGUCAGAGGAAGAGGGCCUCCGCCUCACUAACAUGCAUGGCAUGAACGGCUUUGGGAAUGGGAAGAUCCACACACGCCGCAAGUGCCGCAACCGCUUUGUGAAAAAGAAUGGCCAGUGCAACGUGCACUUUGCCAACAUGGAUGACAAGUCACAGCGCUACAUGGCCGACAUCUUCACCACGUGCGUCGACAUCCGCUGGCGAUGGAUGCUGGUAGUCUUCACUCUUGUGUUUGUCAUGUCCUGGCUGGCCUUUGGGUUGGCCUUUUGGGUCAUUGCUUUGCUGCACGGGGAUCUGGACAACCCAGCUGGAGACGACAACUUCACUCCCUGCGUGCUGCAGGUCAACGGAUUUGUGGCCGCGUUUCUGUUCUCCAUUGAAACACAGUCGACCAUAGGGUAUGGCUACCGCUGCGUGACCGAGGAGUGCCCAGUGGCUGUCUUCAUGGUUGUCUUCCAGUCAAUAGUUGGCUGCAUCAUUGACUGCUUCAUGAUAGGCGCCAUCAUGGCUAAAAUGGCGAGGCCUAAGAAGCGAGCGCAAACGCUCUUGUUUAGCCACAACGCGGUCAUUGCCAUGCGGGAUGGAAAGCUGUCUCUUAUGUGGAGAGUGGGAAACCUUCGCAAGAGUCACAUUGUAGAAGCCCAUGUCAGAGCACAGCUAAUCAAACCUCGGAUAACUGAUGAAGGGGAGUAUAUUCCGCUAGACCAGAUAGACAUUAAUGUAGGGUUUGACAAAGGUUUGGACAGGAUCUUCUUGGUUUCACCCAUCACUAUUCUCCAUGAGAUAGACGAGGAGAGCCCUCUGUUUGGAAUCAGCAAGCAGGAUCUGGAGACGGCAGACUUUGAAAUCGUCGUCAUCCUAGAGGGAAUGGUCGAAGCGACCGCCAUGACCACGCAGGCUCGCAGCUCCUACCUGGCCUCUGAGAUUCUUUGGGGCCACAGGUUUGAACCUGUCCUGUUUGAGGAAAAAAACCUGUACAAGGUGGAUUAUUCACACUUUCACAAAACGUACGAGGUGCCGUCCACCCCUCGCUGCAGUGCCAAGGACAUGGUGGAGAACAAGUUCCUUAUGCCCAGCUCCAACACCUUCUGCUACGAAAACGAGCUGGCCUUCCUAAACCGCGAGGAGGAGGAGGAGGAGGAUGACUUAGGUGGCGGGAGCAGAGCACUGGGAAAUCUGAGUCCGGACAGGAACAGCCGACAUGAGUUUGAACGUUUACAGGCCACCAGGUCGUUGGAUCAAAGAUCUUAUCGUAGAGAGUCAGAAAUUUGACGCUAACUCAUUGACCAAGCAUCAGAUUCCUUUAACUUUAUCCAUGGAAUAAAAAUGCAGAUCAAUGCAAAGUGCCAUAGGUAGAACUAAGAAUUGUAAGAGAAUUGAAAGCAAAUACAAAACCCUUAAAAAGGUAUUUUUUGAAAAUGCAAGUGUAGAUGGCGAUGGUAAGUAACGUCUACAAUUAAGGAAAAGACAGACCUCCUUCCUUCACCAAAACUUGAAUGUUUUUUCAUGCGGUCAUUUUGAGUUAAGAACGCUACAUUUUUGGCAGGACCUUAUGAAACAUCUUAGGUGUAAAUAUAUUUCCUAAAUAAGCUGUUUUGUGUGCAGUACCAGAUUCAAAAGCACCUUUAAAAGUAGAACGUGUUCUUGGCCACCUGUAGUAAUGUUCUGGAUCUUCUCUUCAGCUCGUCUAGCAAUGCUGUAAUUUGCUGGACAUGCAUAAAGGAAGACAUUAAGUAUUCACUCACAAAAGUAAAACAUCAUUUCGUAGCUUUGUUUUAUAUUCUGGCACAAAAAUCUGAUUUCCACCGGAGAGCAGGAAACAUUAAAUGUGCUUUUAGUUUGACGAAGAAUGUAUCGAUCAACUGAAAUGAAACAGCACAAACACUUUAUGACUUACUACAACACUUACGAUGAAUUCCUAUGACUCAUUCAUGUCAUGGUUUUAAUAUAAAAACCACAAAAGCAAAAGUGGUGAAAUGUAACAUUCACAUACUUUAAGGACAUGCUGGAACAAUCCAGGUUUAUCCUGAUGAAGGUCACCCAUGAAAAGCUGUUCUUUGUAAUCUGACAAAGAAAAGGAACGACAACCAUACUUGUGUAUAGCAUGUAACCAACGAGGUCAAAUGUUUUUGGCUGGUAUCCAUAAACUCAUAUAUAUUCCAUAUGAAACUUAAGCAAUAGUUUGCAUUUUUGUUAAAAUGUGGUUGUGUGGAGCAGUUACAAGACAUCAGUAUCUUAGCAGGAAUCUCAGUGUAGUAACUUCAGUCAGAGAUCUCAUGGCCAAAUCAACCAUCUAAAACAACUCAAAUUCAAAAUCCAAAUGCUAUAUAAAGUAUUUUGAGAAAUUCUAAUUUUAGCAUGAGAUUUUUUUUUUAUCCAGAGAAGACCAUGAGCUGAUUUAAAAAAAAAAGCAUCCUUCAUCUGAUCACUAUCAUUUAGCUCAGGCAAAUAUCCUUUAAUCUCCUCAAUCUAAAGAACCAAUUUUUUAACAAAUAAAACUGAAGAAAAAGUUUGCAUAAAUUUGAUCAGGGAAAUGUUCAUUUAAAAUGUCUGAGCAAUAUUUAUAUCAUUCUAACGCGAUUGUAAGACAAUUGAUGGAGUAAGUAGACAAAGUAGAAUCAAUUGUAAUGCAUUAUGUGAAUUUGUCUUGAUGUAAAAAUACCAACUGUAGCAUUCCCUCAAAACACAAAGAAUAUUUUAAGCUUAUGUUGUUUUAGAUGCUGGAUAACUGCUCUGAAAUUGGCCCUGCACUAAGAAGCUGUUAGCUUGUAUCGUCAGUGCGAACGCCUCCAGUUAUUUUCAGGUCAAACAUUUUCUGCUCCCAAUUAAUCCACACAACCUGUUUUCUGUUUAAAAUGAAUCUAUGCAUAUUACCCAAGUCAGGGGAUAAACAUCUAAUCUAAUCUGUAUGUUAAACAAUUGUGUGAUGACACUGCUUUAAUCAAUAUCCACUGUAGGAAAUGAAAAAUGGGGUGAAACCGGUUUCCGUCGGUAACAUGUUUCAUCAUGAAGAACAAGGGAAAUUCAAAGGUGAAGAUGAGCUGGAAAUAGAAAAUGUCUGUUGUUAAAAAUGAUUCAGUUUGCAUCAGUUGUGAUUAACAAAACAUAUUAACGUAGUUAAUGUGUUUUGAUUCUUUAAAAGGUGUAAAACACUGUGGCUGUUACACCAAUGAGAGAUGUAAACGUUAGAAAAUAGGACUGUGAACAAGAACCAAUGACCAACUUCAUCUGAUUGGUUAAAAUCACACUGUAGACAGAUAUUUAGCUAAGAAAAAAAGAGCCGAGUCAGCUUAGAGAGGCAUAGAUAAAAGCAAUAAACACUGAAGCACACCAUUUUUCAGCCGAUUUAAUUAAAUGUGUCACAAUUUCCUCUUAGUGGAGCUUAUAAAUCCAAAGAAGUUUUUGAAGGAUGUAAUGGAAAUGGUGUUUUUUUUUUGUUUGUUUGUUUUUCCAUUUCAACUGUACCUGUAUCACUAUUAGCAGUUGUAAGUAUUUGAUACCAAAGUAACAAAGUGUUGCUUAUAAUUAAGUUAAAAACUGAUUAAAAACUGAUGGUUCCCACAGCAACCAUCCAAAGAAAUUUAGGCUGACAGUUGUUGACAGAAAUCAUUGGAAAAAAAAAAAAAAAUCAAGUUUAAAGCAACAUUGUCUCUCCCUGGAUGCUUCAUCAGAAUACAUCACUAAUAACAAUAAUAAUAAUAAUAAUAAUAAUAAUAUCUCGCCUGAACCAAUUUUUGCUGAUGUUCACACUCAUCUACAGAAGAGAGAAAAUGGGAUGUGGUGAAAUAUGAAAACAGGAGGAGAACCAUGUAAUGGUUGUUACGUUGGUCACAAUGACUAAUAUUUUCUCAAUAGUCAUUUAAAUGGUAUGUCUGAUGAUAAUAUUUCUUAGUAAUUUGUUAGAGAACAGAAAAAUGUACAGUUGGGCCAAAAUAAAUAUUGAAUUCAUUUUGCAGGAAAGGAAUCGACAUAUUGACUUGAGAUUCAGACUAGAUGUUGGUAACAACCUAUACCAUCCAUAAGUAGGAAAUCAUGAAAACAAAUACAUCCAUAUAUGAAGUAAUAAUGUGGCGUGACGUGAGAUGACACCAGCUGUGGAUGAAUGAAAGCAGCGCAAAAAGGGACGGAAAGUUAAGAAUUUUAAAAUAGCUGGCCGAUAGGAAAGUUUAUCAACACGUCCUGGUGAGUAAAAGAAAACUGUUGCAUUUCUAAACUUGCAAUAGUUCCAGUGAACAUCAUUGGUGUCAACAUCUAGAAUUGGAAAGAGCACAUUUUCAUCACAAAGUGGUCAUGACCAAGCACCUUCCACGGUUUUUGGCAGAGGAAGGAAAAGAAUUAUGAAAACAGCUGUCAAAGAGCCACGGACCAAUCACUGAGAGCAUCAGAUCAACUUCCAUUAGCAGAUUCCAGAUUGUUUCGCGAAAACAAGAAAUACACUCAACUGCCACUGCCUCCACCGAUGUCCACAGCGCAAGACUCCACUGCUGAAGAAGAAGCAUCAAACGUGGAGAAAUGUGGCGAGAUGUUCUUGAUAAAAACCCAAAGAUGAAUUCAGCAAGGCGAUGGUACCAAACACACAGCCGAGGGGGAUCUCCAUCCCUGUCAAUAAUGCUGCUAGAACGUCCCAGUGGUCAAUCAACCGAUCUAUAGAAAUUUGUGGAAAAACGUUAAAAUCUAAAGACGGUUCAUGUCUUUAGAAAUCUGAACAAAGCACAUAACUCAGAUCAUAGUUAUUAUUAACAGCUUUUCUAUUGAGUUUUUAAUGAAUUUCCUGUACUGUGUUAAAUGCCUGUUGCCUGUGUCAUUUCACCUUGUCAUUUAUUGACUUUUUAAAAUUUAGAUUUCUGUGGAUAUUCUGGUUGUUGCCAACAUCUGCCAGGAAAGUCAAAGAAGAACCUGAAAAUGUUCACCACUUAUUUUCCCUGCUGUUCAUAGAUAUUUUUUUGUUGUUUGAUAAGCAAUUUUUUUUCCCCAACCUUUACUAUUUAUUAUGCUCAUUACCUUCUGGGAAGGUCGUGUAUACUAAAGUAUAAUAGUUCUGCACCUGAUUUACUAAAUUGUAGAGGUAAUAAAAGUGAAGAGUCAACAACUUCUUCACUAGAUCAAUUUUUGUUUUGAAAAAGUCGUUUCAGCUUUAAUAUUGUUCCCACGACGCCCUUAAAGAAGAAGCAAACAUAAAGGUUUUAAUGAAAUGCAAAGGUUUAACAAAACAAUGUUAUGAUGAACAUUGUCAGGCGGAUUAAGCCUGCUUAUUUUUAUAUAAGGUUCUUUUUGAUAGAAAAAGCAGCAAUAAAUAUUAUCUGUUUUUACCAGAGUAUUAAAAUGAAAUCACACCUGUAGGUUAAAAAAAAUCAAUAUUCUUAUCUGAACCGUUUUUAUUUUCAACUCUCUAUUUUCAUGAUUAAACCGUUUUAUUUAUUUAUUUUUUUCUUUUAAAUGGAUGGAUGAGAAAAAAAAAGGAAAAAAAAAACAAACUUUGACCUCUGUAGAAGUCUUCCUUUGUCCAGCAAAUUUCUACUGGACGUUUGAUUUUCAUUGAAAGAAAUUCAAA
Gambusia affinis (western mosquitofish) is the source of this 6072-nucleotide messenger RNA. Its product is annotated as ATP-sensitive inward rectifier potassium channel 12. Gene Ontology annotation, molecular function: inward rectifier potassium channel activity. Gene Ontology annotation, biological process: regulation of monoatomic ion transmembrane transport; potassium ion import across plasma membrane. Bases 486 to 1793 code for a protein of 435 amino acids. The transcript is spliced from 3 exons. Gene Ontology annotation, cellular component: plasma membrane. NCBI's taxonomy places the organism in Eukaryota, Metazoa, Chordata, Actinopteri, Cyprinodontiformes, Poeciliidae. The record is from RefSeq and is a predicted model, not a curated record.